CCUGGGCUGAGCUGUGGAAGGGAGGCCCCAGCUCCCUCUUGCUGACAUCUUCCUUCAUCUGCCCACAGCAGCCACCCUUGGUGGGUGGGCCCCCAGAGGGUGACUCCCUGUGUGAACCCCCAGAAGUGAGCAGGCCUGACCUCUGUCCACUCAGGAAGCCCCCAGGCCAGAGGAGCGGGCCAAGGACUCAGACCCUGGGCCUGCAGGAGAGAUCGGCCAGCCCCAGAAAAGCCCCACUGAGGACGGUCUAGCCCCGGUGGCUCGGAGGCUAGAGGAGGCAGCUCUGCCUUCUGAGGGUGCAGCCUACACCUCUGGGGACCACGUGGAUGAAGGCAUGGCCCCCACUGGGCCCACAGUGGACACUUCCAAGGAGCCCGUGACCUUCAGGGAUGUGGCUGUGGACUUCACCCCUGAGGAGUGGGGGUGGCUGGGCCCCUCUCAGAGACAGCUGUACCGGGACGUGAUGCUGGAGACCUACCGGAACCUGGUCUCCCUGGGGCUGCCUGUCUCCAAACCGGACGUGAUCUCCUGGCUAGAACAAGGGGAUGGUGGCUUUCUCUGGACACUCCACCUCUGCCCUCCAGAUUCAGAGCUUCAGUCUAAGACCAAGGAGGCAACUUCAAAGCACGGCACUCCUGAAGAAGCAUCCCAGAGGGUGACAGUAGAAAGACUCCGAAGGUAUAGUCUUUGGUACUCCAUUUUGAAGGAAACAGCAGAAUGUGAGAAUCCCAUAAAGAAGCAGCUGGGGAACCAGGAAAGACAUGGGAGACAAAUCUGGAAACAGCAACAGAUUCUUACAGGCGAGAAAAUUCAUAGGUGUAAUGAAUGUGGGAAAAUGUACAAGAAGCAUGAAAACCUUAUUAUUCAUCAUAGGAUUCACAAAUAUGAAUGUAAAGAAUGGGGCAAUGCCUUUAGUGAUCGUUCAUAUCUUGUUAAACAUCAGAGAACUCAUGCUAGAGAGAAGCCUUGUCAAUGUAAUGAAUGUGGGAAAGCCUUCCAUCACCACUCACACCUGGUGAAACAUCAGAGGAUUCACACUGGAGAGAAACCUUAUCAAUGUAAUGAAUGUGGGAAAGCCUUCAGUCAGUGCUCCAGCCUUAUUCAACAUCAAAGGAUUCAUACUGGAGAGAAGCCUUAUAAAUGUGAUGAAUGUGGGAAAGAAUUCAGUCACCGCUCACACCUAAUUAAUCACCAGAGAAUCCACACUGGAGAGAAACCUUAUAAGUGUAGUGAAUGUGGGAAAGGGUUCAGUCAGUGCUCCAGUUUUAUUAAACAUCAGAGGAUUCAUACGGGAGAGAAACCUUAUAAAUGUAACAUAUGUGAGAAGGGGUUCAGUCACCACUCACACCUCACUAAUCACCAAAGGAUUCACACUGGAGAGAAGCCCUAUAAAUGUAAUGAAUGUGGGAAAGUCUUCAGUCAUAGCUCACACCUUAUUGUACACCAGAGGAUUCAUACUGGAGAGAAACCUUACAAAUGUAACGAGUGUGGGAAAGCCUUCAGUCAUAGCUCAAACCUUAUUGCACAUCAGAGGAUUCACACUGGAGAAAAACCUUAUAAAUGUAAUGAAUGUGGGAAUGCCUUCAGUCACCGCUCAAACCUUAUUAAACAUCAAAGGAUUCAUACUGCAGAGAAAUCUUAUCAGUGUAAUGAGUGGGAAAGCCUGCAGUAACCACUGGGAUCUCGUUGCACAUCAAAGUAGUUGUACUUGUAAGAAACCAUGAAAAUUAAUAUGAGAAAAGCUUUCAUCAUUGUUCAUACCUCAUUGCAGAGACAUCAUGUAGAGAAGAGAGUGCUGGGCUUCCAAUCAAGAAUACUCUGGAACCUUAAGGUCCUCAAGUCCCUAAAAUGGGCAAGGCUGCCCAGGGAAGGGUCCACAUGGCCUCUUUUUGUUGAAGCAAACACCUGUACUAGCGGUGUAACCAUGGACAAGUCAUUGAGCUUCAGUUUUUUCAUCUACAAAAUGAGACUAAUUAUAACACCUCACAAGGCUUGUUUUGAGAGGCAAGUGAGGCCAUAUGUACAAAGUGAAAACCUUUAAGCAUUAUGUGACAAUUAAUAGUAAACACCAGAGGAUUCACACUGGAGAGAUUUCUUAUUAACAUAUGUGAGAAAACCUUCACUUAGGCAGAAUUUCCAAAAUCUUGGGCAGAAGACCAUUUCUUGGGAAGAACAAAUCGGUGGCCAAAAUGUUUGACUAUUCAAGUGCCACAUAAUCCAUUUUCUUCCAUGAAAACAGCAUGGCAUACAUGCUGGCCUUGGCACCAGAAAGACGUGGGUUGAAACCCCACCUCUGACAUAGAUUGGCUACAGUACCCUGGACAAGUCACUUCCCCAAGAUGGUAAGUUACAGAGAAGAUGCUGGCAGGCCUUGGUAGAGAGAAUUCCUCCUUGGGAGCUCCCUAUGCCAGUGAUAUCACUGUUCUUGUCCCUACCCCUUCUUCCAUGAAAAUAAAGUUUGAACAGUCAGGGAAGGUGAGAUCCAGUGGAGUUCAGUCAUUCAGGGUCCCACAUGAGUGCUUUGUGUUGGAUUUUGAGGCAUCAUUGCCAACUAUCAGUUAAGUUGUGUGUUAGGUGAGGUGUAUUUUUGGGUCACUGUGCAUCUGCUCUCUGCAUUCAAAGUGAAGCAUGUAAACUUGAAAUGACAUGGUCUUUGUGUGGAAGGUCAAGGCAGCAUAGUACAUGCUGUAUUUCUCAACCUCAUUUAUUUGGGCAAGCACAGUGUAGUCUUAUUUAAAAAAAACAAUCCUGCAACUUGAAAAGAUAGGAAUAACUAAAAAGUGGUUAUAGGCUCUUGUUGGAAAUUUUUAGUAAUUCAAAUUGAACUAUCUUACAGUUUGUCUCAAAUUUUAAAAAGUGAAAUAAUCUCUGUCCAUGAGAGAGAAAUGCUUAACUAGUUUUAAGAGAAAGUCCACUGGAACAGUUAAAACUAGUUCAAAUGAAGACUGCAGAGCCAUUUUAGGUACCAUAAAUAGGGAAACACAAAGGAAAAAACCUGAAUGUGAAGAUUGUAUUUGUCACUAGGGUUCCUUAGUGUGAAUACUCUGAGUAGCCAGAGAAGUCUGUGGCCUUGCUCUCCCAGGCCUGCUUCUUAUUACGCACCUCUGGGACAUUUAAGCCUUCACUGCACCCAGUUCUAGUUAGAGCUAGCUCCAGAAACUCUUCUGAAAUCUUCCCGAUGCAACUUACCUUUAAUUCCACCUUCCCCAUCACUAGAAAACCCCCUUUUUCUAGUGGUCUCUGAUCCCUGACCCCAUUAUGGUACCAGUGACCUGAUAGCUACUAAAGUAGGCCCUUUGUCUUAAAAUCCUCUAUAGACAUGGGCAUCUAGUAAGUGGUUCUGUGCCUUGGACCAGAGUCCGGGUCUCACUGCUCAUCUGGGCACGCCCCCUGCAUCCUGUUUUAUGAGGCAUAGGGGCAAGGGAAGCCUCAGGUACCUUUCUCUGGACAACUUUGCUGUUCAUCUGGCUGUAUCAACAAGCCAUUUUGACCCACUCUAGUGUUGCUAUAUGCUAUCCACCCAAACUGCACUCUAAAUUUACAUGACCUACUGUUGAUGGAAAGCUUACUGUAUUUGUACAAGUGAUUUAGCUGCAGAUGGCAUGACACUUCAAACAGACCUGAGCAUUUCCACACAGAAUUUGUUGGCAAAAUAAGAUAUUCCUCUCCCCCCCACCCCAUGAGAUCCCAUGCUUUUAAUAAACAAAACCAGACUCAGAAUCCUUGUCUGUGACUACCAAAGUAGUGCUUGGAUCCUUAGGUUCCCAAGGAAUUGCUAAGUGUCAAAAGCUUCAUUCUGUGGAAGAGAGAUUAGUUGCUGCCUGUACUGAUUGAUAAGGUCUAAAUGGUGUCAGUGAAUCAUGCAGAGGAACCCCCAAUGCUACCACUUGAAAAUAGCUCUGUAGCAAGGGGAAUUGCCCUUAUGUCUGAAGAUCCUUGUGAUCUAUUAAUUCAGAAAUCAUCAUCUUCCCAUUCUUACAGGCGACCAAAGCAGCAGAUAUAAAUAAAGGUGCUCAUUUGACUGUAACGAUAUAUUGCUUGCUGAUCAAGUCCAGUCAGUGAGUCAACUUGCACUUAUUAUAUGCCAGGUGCUGGCCUAAACACUGAGAAUCCAAAUACAGAAAAUAAGACAGACCUUGCCUUCAAGAAACUUACGUUUCAAUGAAGGAAGCAAACACAUAACAAGGAGCUGAAAAGGAAGCAUGGUGGUGAAAAUACCAGGCAAGGGGACUUAGGAGAAGUGUCCUGUGCAGAUGAGUCAGGAGAACAUUCUGGAGAGGAAUGAAGACAUGGCAGGCCUGGGCCUCCUCCUUAAAAUGGAGGUACUGGGAAGAGCCAGCCAAUCAGAGGGAGAGGCCACAGGACAGAGGAUAUUUCCAGUGUGAGAAGCAGUCCAGGGGCGGAAGGAGCUUCUAGCAUGAAGACAUUUCUAUGACCUAGUAGAGGAAGUCCUGAGAAGAUGAGUUAGGCAUGUGGUUUGGAAAGAAAUAGAGUUAGAGAAGACUUGUUAUUUUUUAGACUUUUUGGUGGUGAUAUUAGAGCAAGGGCAAAUGUCAACAUAACAGAUUAUUUUAAAGAAAACUAUUUAACACAGGAGUGUUCUAUUGGGCUCUGCCCCAGUGGGGCUUAGUCAGUGAGACAGGUUGAGGAGUAGUAGUUCCAAAUGUGCUUGGGCCCUCUUGCUAUAUGCACAGAGUACAUGCAUCAGAGAGUUACUGGUAUCAAAGAAUAUGACUGAAUCACUAAACACAGCUUUUCAAGUUAUAUAAUGGCAGUCCACUUUAUUUAAAAAUCAGCUUGACUUUUUCCUGAAAAAGCCAUGAGAAAGAAGUCUCUUUGCAACUUGGAAUGCUUUUGGUGAGAGGGUAGGUCACCUUCAGUUUGGGGUGAAACAUGCCACAUACUGACACUAAAGUACUUCUAAGGGUGUUUGAGCUAGAAUAAGAAAUUUCCAUUUUUCUUUGUGGUAGUAAUGACAUAAAUCUGUCUUCUAACACAAAUUUGCUUCUGAGAUUUGCAGAUGUGGCAGAUGUUUGUAAAAAACUCAGUACUCUAAAAAAAAUUCCAUGACUUCAAAUUCAUGCUCUCAUAAAAUAAAGUAACCAGAUUUAUGAAACAAUUAAGAAUUAUCGAUAAUAAAUAUGCAAAAUAAUGGCCUUAUUGUUUCCCAAUUUUAAGACAGCCAGCCCUGAAAAUGAAAUAGAAGUGAAGGCCAGCUGAUUAGUCAUUGGCCGGUCUACAGAAGUCAUUCACAUUUUAUUUUAAAAGCCUAGAUUUUUCAAUUGUGAAUGGAUAAAGAACCCGUUUUCCCAGUACAAAUAUGAUAUAUGUGACCCUACUCCUAAAUGAGAAUGGUUAAUAGAUUUCUCUCGUGAUAAUUCAGUUCAUUAAAUGUUUUCUAAAUAGGUAGGUGGUGCAGUGGACAGAGUGCCUGG
This is a messenger RNA of Trichosurus vulpecula (common brushtail), 5435 nucleotides long. RefSeq names its product zinc finger protein 664-like. The transcript is spliced from 5 exons. Gene Ontology annotation, biological process: regulation of DNA-templated transcription. Lineage: Eukaryota; Metazoa; Chordata; Mammalia; Diprotodontia; Phalangeridae. The record is from RefSeq and is a predicted model, not a curated record. The coding region runs from base 335 to 1672 and encodes 445 amino acids.